AUGAAGUUCCUCACCGUUGGCAUCAUUUCUCUGGUCUCUAUGGCCGUUGCACACCCCUACUAUACCACGUCGGCAGUGUCCCCGACCAGCACUUGCGAUCAGAGUACCUCGACUAGCACUUGCCAGGAGAGUACCUCGACUAGCAUUUACCAGGAGGGUACCUCGACUGGCAUUUACCAGGAGAGCACCUCGACUAGCAUUUACCAGGGGAGCACCUCGACUAGCACCUACGAAUGCACCGAGACUGCAAAGCCCUGUGGGAAUAAUUAUGGCUGUCGGUGUAAUAGUGCGGAAGCGACUGCCGACCUAAUUACCCACCGGACCAUGAGGACGACAACUGCUGCCCUGGCAAGGACUGCUAUCAUGAAAAGGACUGCUGCUCUGACAAGGACUGCUGCCCUGACAAGGACUGCUAUCAUGAAAAGGACCGCUGCCAUGAAAAGGACCGCUGCCAUGAAAAGCACCGCCGCCAUGAAAAGCACCGCUGCCAUGAAAAGCACUGCUGCCCUGAGAAGCACUGCCGCCACUAGAAGGACUGCCCGUAGGGCAAGAUAUCGGAAGAUCGUUGACGAUACUACUUAG
Molecule: messenger RNA, 582 nt
Organism: Metarhizium robertsii ARSEF 23
Lineage: Eukaryota; Fungi; Ascomycota; Sordariomycetes; Hypocreales; Clavicipitaceae
Exons: 2
Coding region: 1-582 (193 amino acids)
Source: RefSeq, a predicted model, not a curated record